CAUUUAUUUCCCAGUCGGUGGUAAUAUAACGGUUUGAUUUUUUUGUUCUAUCUAUCGCUACGUCGUAAUUGCUAUUUUAUAUAACAGCAAUUGUCAAUGGAUACAUCCUCUGAUUCGGAUGGUGUCCAUUCCUCUGGUUACGGGCAAAUAUCAUACGGCCCAGGUUACGGCGAUCCUAUUAAGUCUCCUUCGCGUCACUCGGAAUCGUCUAGCAGUGACAGUGUCGAUGAACCACGUACCAAACCUCAUCAUAAGUUUUCAAUAGAUCGUAUCUUGGGACGGUUUAGCGCCAGCGGAAAUGGUGUCGCCGGUGCUGAACCAUCGGACUCGGAAAGGCCAUUCCAAAACAAUUAUCUUUUUUCAGGUAUAGAUAGUAUAGCAGAACUUAAUAGUCAAAGCUUUCCGUAUUCAUCUCUAUUAUACGGCGGAUGGUUUGCUGCCGCGGCUGCUGCAGCGGUUGCCAAUAAAACUCCACCGUCUCAUUUAUUUGGUCUCCAAGCACCCAAAACGGUGGGCCGAAGGUCCAGAAAACCAGGGUUGGAUAGAAAACCGAGGCAAGCGUACAGCGCAAAACAACUAGAAAGACUAGAAGCUGAAUUUAAAACGGACAAGUACUUGAGUGUAAGCAAACGGAUGGAACUGUCAAAAGCGUUAAACCUGACCGAGGUGCAAAUUAAAACGUGGUUCCAAAACAGACGAACCAAAUGGAAGAAACAGCUGGCAUCAAAGUUGAAGAUCGCACACAGACAUGGUUAUUUCCAGCCGGUACAGCAUUACGCCAGCCUGUUCGCACCACAGUGUUAUUUCCCACCCACCAGCGGAAAUGGGGGGACGUCCCAAAAUUUCAACUGUGUGCUUCCACAACCACCGCAAACACUACACGAUCCAGCAGACCUCAGCCGUUCGUUCGAUCAAAUAUCCAAAACGGAGGAACAUCAUCGAUAAUAGUUUUUAACCACACACGUGUGUACUUACUUAAUAUUAGUGAUUUUUAAAGAAAACGUAUUCGUCGUCGGUAUAAUUUACCGAUAUUUCAAUGCACAGAUGUCAGAAGUGCAUUUUUUUUUUAAUGUGCAGGAACGGAGUUUUAAGCUUCAUAAUGCCAUUUUGCUAGUCCCGGGAUGGCCAAAAUAUAGUGCUUUAUCGACUGAAUACAAAAAAA
Messenger RNA from Adelges cooleyi (spruce gall adelgid), 1162 nucleotides. Its product is annotated as homeobox protein Nkx-3.1-like. The record is from RefSeq and is a predicted model, not a curated record. NCBI's taxonomy places the organism in Eukaryota, Metazoa, Arthropoda, Insecta, Hemiptera, Adelgidae. Gene Ontology annotation, biological process: regulation of DNA-templated transcription. The coding region runs from base 97 to 945 and encodes 282 amino acids. The transcript has 5 exons. Gene Ontology annotation, molecular function: DNA-binding transcription factor activity, RNA polymerase II-specific; DNA binding.